Molecule: messenger RNA, 1474 nt
Organism: Sabethes cyaneus
Lineage: Eukaryota; Metazoa; Arthropoda; Insecta; Diptera; Culicidae
Product: polyprenol reductase
Exons: 3
Coding region: 162-1106 (314 amino acids)
Biological process (GO): polyprenol catabolic process; dolichol-linked oligosaccharide biosynthetic process
Cellular component (GO): endoplasmic reticulum
Molecular function (GO): 3-oxo-5-alpha-steroid 4-dehydrogenase activity
Source: RefSeq, a predicted model, not a curated record
CGUUCAUCAAAAUAUCGUUUAUGGAAACAGUGCAAACAUUAACAUAGUCAGGUGUGUUGGUCGUGUCGGGUGUCGGUCGUCGUCGAGAGUAAGCGCUAACCAUCGGACAGGCAAGAUAGUGAUGUGGCACAGUUGAAACCGUUAGGUGCAUCGCAAGCAAAAUGAUGAUAGCCUCACUGUUGGAUCUUCGAUCGUUGAACUUGAUCAACUUCCUGUUCGUGCAGCUUAUCGUGGUUAUUGUGGUGCUGGGCAUUUUGAUUGCUACGAUAGAAAGGUACCUGCCGUCAGCCAUCAGUCAGACUUUUCGCUACGGAAAACAUGCACAUAAGGGACCACAGGAUUGGCUGGUUUCACUGUUGGAAGUGCCGAAGGCAUGGUUCAAGCAUUUCUACAUAUUCGCUGCCGUUUGGUCACUGGCCGGGUUCUACUUUAUGGUGAACGCGUACUUUGCCGGCCGGGAGACUCCAGGCUACGUGAUGGACUUUCUGGAUAUCAUGGCAACCACUAAGCGAACUGUGAGAACGACACCAACCGAAACCAUGGUCGCCAUCAUGCUAAUCACGAUGCAAUGCUGGCGCCGGUUCUACGAGACCUGGUUUGUGCAAGUGUUCUCCAGCAAGCUUAAAAUGAAUCUGUCCGCGUACCUGGUCGGUUACAUUCACUACUUCGGAACGGUUGUGGUUAUACUGUCGCAGGCGGAAGGUUUCGUCCGAACAGAUGGUUCCCUGUUGCCUUACCGUUUCGAACUAUCUCCCCGGAUUGCUCUGUGGAUAGCAAUAUUUUUCUACGCUUGGCGCUACCAGUUCCAGUCGAACCUGAUCUUGGCAAAUAUACGGAAGGAUCGUUCCGGUAAGGUUGUCAACCAGCAGCAUUCCAUUCCGCAGGGCGGUUACUUCCAGCUGGUUUCCUCACCGCACAUGUUCUUCGAGAUUGUGAUGUACGUUGCACUGUAUGCGAUCAUCGCGCGUAACACGUCUGCCGUGUACGUGCUCACGUGGGUGCUCUCGAAUCAGAUGAUGAAUGCAUGGCUGACGCACCAGUGGUAUCGAGAGACGUUCAAGGAUUACCCACCGACCAGGCGUGCCGUGUUUCCGUACGUGCUGUAAGGUAAGACUGACUGCCAGGUAUGCCACACGAUGACUAGUAAACUGUUCUGUUUAUUAUGUUUGCUCGAAUGACUGAGAUUUUUUUCGCAUAAGUCAUCAACCUUUGUCAGAUCGCGUUUGUGGGGGUUAAAACUUUUUAUGUUGAUGCAUUAUACCGUUAAGUUUGAAGAUUGAUAAUAUUGAACGAUCGCAAGCUUUAAAUUCCUCGAUUUAUGAGGAUACUAACAAGAUUUUUUUUCCGGGGAAUGGUGAUAACAAGAAAUAUUAACAAAGGCAAAUAACAUUAUCUUCCGCUCCUGUUGGAAUGUUGGCGUUUCAAUAAAUCAAUUUUAUUUAUACCUUCUAUACUUAGAUCACAAAAAUGCAAA